ACGCUUCACUAUUAACCAGCUACAAUGCCAUAACAGACCCUACUUACAUCACUAACAAAAUAUAUGUCUAUAUUAAAGACUAACUCAUAUCCUAUGAAUUUGAAGUACAUUACCCUACUUACAUGUUCAAUCUUCAGCAGUCAGUCAUAGGAAUCUGUUCUUCUGAGUAAAUGAGGAACAUUUCUUUUGCCAUCUCUGCAGACUUAUCAGGCCUGCUGCAAAGUCUGGAGCAACGUGUUCAGGCUUUGGCCAACACCAGCGACCCCUUGGUGUUGGGCUUUAGUGCUGGUUUGGCAGAAGAGCUGGUGAAGGUUCACAGCCGCACCCUGAACACCCUGCUUCAAGACUCCCAGAAGCCCUUUGGCAGGGUCAGGAGCACCAACAAGCUGACCCACCCUGCUCUGCUGCCAGACUUCACCCAGGCCAGGGACCGACUACUGGCCCUGAAGGAAAGUCUGGGACGCAAGGAUGACAUCAGGGUUGUGAGUGUAGGAGCUCCAUCCCUGGGACCCCUACGCUACUUCCUCCAGGCAGAGUGGGAUGGACUGGUUGAUGUGGUUUCCUCCCUGCAUUCUGAGCUUAACCAGCCCAUGCGAAACAGCAAGCCUACUGUCUCCUCUCUCCUGACCGUCUCAAGCCUGUUCCGCCUAGAAAGGAGAGCAGAGCUGCUCAAGGCGUACCUAUGUGAUGAGGCCACCAUUGGUCCUUCCAAUGRGUACCGCCUGUCUGCCUUCUCCAACGCCAGGGGCUUUCUGGGCGCGUUAAUCAGGGAGGCUGCCCAUGCUAAGCAGAGGGACAUCAGCAACAUCUCUCUUCAUUUCCAAGUGCUCAGUGCCGCAACAUCCCCAGCCUCUCUUCCCCUGACCGGUGUAUAUCUGUGUGGACUAGAACUGAGAGGGGCACUGUGGGAUACACGGCUAGGAGCCCUGCAGGACACGCUCUCCCCCCAGCCCUGCCUGCUCCCCCUCCUCUGGGUCAGAGCACGGGUGAGGAACACAGACACCGUCCGAGCCCCAGACAGCCCCCCCUGCAACACCUCCUCCCUGCCCCUCUACCACUGUCCCCUCUAUCUGGACCGAGAGCAUGGGGACAGUAGAUACUGGGAACUGGCUGAGAAUAACAUUAUCACUCGUGUCCCUCUAGUGGCCAAGCUAGAUCCUGUGCUAUGUACACUAAGAAGAGUGAGGCUUGUGAGUACCCUGUGAGACUAGACUGCAGAAUUCAAUGCUGCGAUU
Salvelinus sp. IW2-2015 is the source of this 1235-nucleotide messenger RNA. Its product is annotated as dynein heavy chain domain-containing protein 1. NCBI's taxonomy places the organism in Eukaryota, Metazoa, Chordata, Actinopteri, Salmoniformes, Salmonidae. Gene Ontology annotation, molecular function: minus-end-directed microtubule motor activity; ATP hydrolysis activity; ATP binding. The record is from RefSeq and is a predicted model, not a curated record. Gene Ontology annotation, biological process: flagellated sperm motility. Gene Ontology annotation, cellular component: sperm flagellum; inner dynein arm.